ACGAGAACCCGGUUACUGAAACAAGCGAUGAGUACGAGGUUGUAUGUUCUAUGGAUGAAACCGAAAAUUGAAGUUCAUUCAUUCAUCAAUGGCUUCUUCACCUACUCUUCAAAUUCAAAUGGCAACAUCAAAAUUCAUUCUUUCUCCAAACGCUUCAGCGUUGAAGAUUUUCUUUAGUCCCAAUAACAGCAUAAAUUUUGGGUCCAAUUUCAAACUUCAUGUUCUUUCCUCUAACAACAAUGGUUCAGCUUCUAGCUGUUCUUCUCGUGGGUCUGCAUCAAGUUUAAAGAAAGAUGAGAACAGACGCAGAAGUGAUCUUGAGUCUCUCUUCUGUUAUGAUAAAGCUAUCCCAGAAGAAAUAAUUGACAAGCCUGUUGGGUUAUCAUUGUCCGAAAAAGCUAUCGGUAACAAUUGCCGGUGCACCGAUUGCCAUGCCAAAGGUGCUGUGCUUUGCGCCACUUGUGCCGGUUCUGGUCUAUAUGUUGACUCCAUAAUGGAAAGCCAGGGCAUUAUCGUUAAAGUUCGUUGCCUAGGUUGCGGAGGAACUGGCAAUAUAAUGUGCACAGAAUGCGGGGGACGAGGUCAUCUGGGACCGAAAUGAUCUAAGUCUGACUUUUUGGAAUUCUGUUGUACCACCAAUAUGUAAUGUUUUCGUUGGCAUUACUUGUAAGUCAUAAUUAUUUUUAAAUUUAUUUGUUAUGUCAAGAAUAUCUACCUAUACCAACCAGAUCAGUCUUACGGUUCUUAAUUAUGCGAACUCGCAAUAUUCUUUUGUCAUACAGAUUGAUUACUUAAAUACAUUUAAAUGAAAGUUACAUAUAGUUGAUUUGGA
This is a messenger RNA of Trifolium pratense (red clover), 832 nucleotides long. RefSeq names its product protein PHOTOSYSTEM I ASSEMBLY 2, chloroplastic. The record is from RefSeq and is a predicted model, not a curated record. Lineage: Eukaryota; Viridiplantae; Streptophyta; Magnoliopsida; Fabales; Fabaceae. The coding region runs from base 89 to 601 and encodes 170 amino acids. The transcript has 3 exons.